Dermacentor silvarum is the source of this 853-nucleotide messenger RNA. RefSeq lists its product as uncharacterized. The coding region runs from base 77 to 853 and encodes 258 amino acids. The record is from RefSeq and is a predicted model, not a curated record. NCBI's taxonomy places the organism in Eukaryota, Metazoa, Arthropoda, Arachnida, Ixodida, Ixodidae. The transcript has 4 exons.
GUGAACUGUGUUGACUCACACAAAGCAUGCUUUCAUUCUAGGUUUUGAUCUCGUGAAUGGUCAGAGUGUGGAGUACAUGCACUGUGUACUUCAAGGUGUCACCAAACAACUGACUGAGACGAUCCUUUCAUCUACAAACUGCAACCAGCGCUUCUAUGUUGGUGCACCUUCAGUUGCUGCAAAGAUAGAGUCACGGCUACUUGCCAUAAAGCCCCCACACUGCGUGACCAGGCUGCCACGCCCACUCAAAGAUCGCGGCCACUGGAAGGCAUCAGAAUGGAGGCACUGGAUAUUGUUUUAUGCACUCCCUUGCCUUGAUGGUAUCCUGCACCCCGAGUAUUGGAAGCACCUGUCUCGGCUCUCAGAAGGCAUCCACAUCCUCCUUCAGGAAGAAUUGGAUGCCCGUGACAUUGACAGAGCAGAGGCCCUCUUGAGCAAUUUUGUUUGCCGCUGCGAGACGUUAUACGGCACAGCAUUCAUGACGUUCAAUGUCCACGCCCUGCAACACUUGGCAAACUGUGCUCGCUCACUUGGACCACUUUGGGCACAUUCAGCGUUUGUGUUCGAGGGGGGGAAUGGCAGCAUUGUGCGCCUAGUGUCAGCUGCAAACGGGCUGCCAUGGCAGAUAACUGAACGAGUCAUCAUGGCACAAAAGCUGAAUCAGCUGAUAGAAAGUGUCCUGUUGUCUCCUUCAGAAAGAGAGCUCUGCAAUGAGUUCAUUGGUUACCCACCCAUAAAAAAGGCAUUGAAUGUUUGCAAUUUGACUUUGUUGGGGAGGGGAAAAGAUAGAGUCCUCAGUGCUGAUGAACAGGACAAACUUCGCCAUUCCUUAUUGGAGAUCCUUGACCAGUAA